Molecule: messenger RNA, 1096 nt
Organism: Cornus florida
Lineage: Eukaryota; Viridiplantae; Streptophyta; Magnoliopsida; Cornales; Cornaceae
Product: reticulon-like protein B12
Exons: 5
Coding region: 191-820 (209 amino acids)
Source: RefSeq, a predicted model, not a curated record
UAUUGAAUACAAAUAUUGUGGGCAGGGUAAACAAACAGAGAAGAAGGAAAUAAAGCUAUGACUAUGAGUAUGCUUUCACGCUUUUGGGCUGGAAAUUGAGAACCACAAACCCCACCUUGCUACAUUCACCUCAUCAAACACACGUACUUAUACUUGCAUAUAUAUAACUAUAUAGAUAGAGUCUUAUCAAAUGGGUUCAUCGGAUCGAUUGUUUAAUCGGCAAAGAACUGUUCAUCAGAUCCUUGGAGGAGGAGUUGUUGCAGAUGUGAUGCUGUGGAGGCAAAAAAAUAUAACAGUGGGAAUACUAGUGGUAACUCUAGCUGCUUGGGUGGUAUUUGAGAGAUCUGGUUAUACAUUAUUAUCACUUGUCUCUAGUGUUCUCUUGCUCCUAAUUGGCAUUCUUUUUCUCUGGGCCAAAUCCGCAGCAAUUCUAAACCGUCCUGCUCCACCACUACCAGACCUAUACCUCUCAGAAGAAAUGGUGAAUGAAGUGGCAGCUUUCAUCCGUGAUCGCGUAAAUGCAUUGCUCUCUGUGUCCCAUGAUAUUGCCCUCGGCAAGGACUCCGGAAUGUUUUUCAAAGUAGCUGCAUAUCUUUGGCUAAUAUCUAUUGUUGGGGGCUUGACAGAUUUCCUUACACUAGGCUACACUAGCCUUGUUAUUGUUCUUACAAUUCCAGCACUAUAUGAAAAGUUUGAAGACCAUAUUGAUAGAUACGUAUUAAUGGGGUACAGGAAUUUGCAGCAGCUGUAUGUGAGAUUUGAUGAGGAGUGUGUUGGCAAGGUUCGAAGAUGGAUUUUGGAGAAAAAGAAAUUAAGCUGAGUUUUUUUUUUUUUUUUUUUGGCUGGCUUGUUUUUGGAAGACACAAAGGAAUGCUUAAGUUGGGUGUGACAAAGUUCUUCCUGAGCUUUUUGGGGGUGGAUUGCAAAAAUAAUUUUUUCGCUUCUGUAUCAUCAUUUUCAUGUACAGACGAAAUUGCUUCUGAAUGGAAGGUGCUUGUACCUGAUUUUAACACCCAGGGAGAUUUUUUUUUUUUUUUUUUGUAAUAUAAUUGAACUGAUAUUAUCAUUGUAAAAUCUUGUCAUUGGAUUUACUUUA